Messenger RNA from Styela clava, 1089 nucleotides. The record is from RefSeq and is a predicted model, not a curated record. NCBI's taxonomy places the organism in Eukaryota, Metazoa, Chordata, Ascidiacea, Stolidobranchia, Styelidae.
AUGGCAACCGGUGGUAGGUCGGAUGACCAACAUCAGGCAAUGAUUAGCAAUGCUCCUGGCAGUUUUAAUGAAUUUAAAACUCAUCCAGAUGUUUGCAGGAGUUCCAGUGACGUUAGCGACGUGAGUUCUUCAGCGUCAUCGACUUUCUCCGUCCGGAAUGCAAGAGUGAAGUUGGAGCUGGCACGCCUAAAGGCCCGUCAAGAAGAAGAACUCUCAGCUUUAGAAGACGACUUGCGUAAGCUUCGGACAAGACACGCUUUACAGGCUGCUGAAACAGAAUCAAAGGUUUGGGAAAUGAGCGAUGACAAAUUUUUGCGGUGGGUAACAGUAGAUAGAAUUAGGCACGACAAUAGCGUGAAAUCCUGUGAUUUCUCACCUAAAUCACAGCUCAUUAAUAACGGUCGUGAAAAUACUCCACGGCGUUUGCUGACUUUGCCUACACACACAGCUGAUAGUAGCUCAGCUAAUCCUGUGCCUCCACGUUUGAACCAUGCUUUACAUCGCAGAACUGUCGAUCUACCCAAACCAGAAAUUGCAAAAUUUUCAGGUGAUCCAAUGGAAUAUUAUUCCUUUAUCCGCAACUUUAAGGCCCAUGUUACAGAUCUUGUAGAUGAUGAUAACGUACGUCUGAGUUAUUUGUUACAGCUGUGCCAGGGCGAAGCGAAAAAUGCCAUUGAUCAUUGCUCAAUGAUGGAACCAAGUCGCGGAUAUCGCGAAGCUAUGAGAGAGCUGAAGAAUGAAUAUGGUAAAGAUCAUGUCAUUUCCCGCACCUGUUUGGACAGGUUGAAGCGUGGUCCGAAGUUAAACUUUGACGACGCAAAAGGUAUGCAAGCGUAUGCGCGACUGAUGCGGAAAUGUGGCUUAGUUCUUGGAGAAAUCAGUCAAUCGAUUACUCAUGAGAAGUUGGAGCCACUGCUAGUUGAUGAAUUCUGGCGUCGAUGGAUAAAAGAGUACCUGCCAACAAUAACACAAAGUUCAAAAUGGACGAAAGGACGUGAUAUCUUCAAAGUCGACGAUAUGGUUCUGCUAGUUGAUGAAUCGAUUCCUCGCGGUCGAUGGACUGAUGGACGUGACACAUUUUCUAAAUGA